AUGAAUGGCGCAACUGGCACAAAAUUAUACUUGAUGACGGAUGCCUUAGACGUAGGUGGUGAGGGUUUGUCACGGAGUGGAGAACAAAUUAUCAUCUGUGGUCAGACCACCUGGAUUGUGAUUGUGCAGGCGUCAGAGGGGUACGCGAAGUUGCGCGAAUGUGCACAAUGUCUACGCCAUAGUGACCACAAACCCGAGGUCUUGUUUAAAAUAUUUUCAUGGAUACGGAACGGAAUUUGUAACAAUAUGGAAGGUGGCGAAAGGGUUUCUUGUGAAAAAGUAGCAGUGUGCACUGGCAGCUAUCGCACACGUGGACGACACCCAUCCAUUGCGCUAAAGUCAGCAUCUGCCUUUAUUGCUCCCACUCGCAGUAUGAUCGUUCUGGUCUGGGAUUACAUAGCGCCAUAUGGAUGGCUCAUCUCCUUCGUUGCCUUCGCCAUUUAUUUACUGUACAGUCAAUUCAUUAGACCGAAAAUAGAGCAGAUACGAAAUAGCCGCAAAAUUAUUGAACAGAAGAAGUUUGAUGAAGACCUUGACUCACGCUUUGGUCAGCGUAUUGCUGCUGUCCGACAAAAACAGCAAAGAGACCACGAACAUAUAGCAGAAGAGAUUAAGCUCCUUGCAGAGGAAGCCUCACGAAAAAGGCUGAAGGAUUUGGAAGAGAGAGAACGGAAGAAGAAUGUGCUGGAGACUACAUUGUUGGCACAUGAUUUAAACAAGAACAGGAAGAACUCUUCUGCAGCCAUUCGGUCGCCUGGCGAGCUGAUUGAUCAAUUCAUUUCUUCGAAACCGAUAGUUGUGUUCAGCAAGACUUGGUGCCCUUUCAGUAGGAAAGCAAAGGCAGCUUUGGCGACUUUUCGACUAAGUUCUCGGCACUUUGAAUACAUAGAACUAGACGAGCGCACAGACCUACCCGGCGAUGCGAUACAAGACGAAUUGGAAAGGAGAUACGGGAGUAGAUCAGUUCCAAAGGUGUUUAUUGCUGGAAAAUUCAUCGGAGGCGUAGACGACACUGUUCGACUGCUGCAUAACGGCGAGUUGGAGGUUAUGGUUAAUGCUGCGCUGGGUAUCAAUUAA
This is a messenger RNA of Necator americanus (New World hookworm), 1077 nucleotides long. RefSeq lists its product as uncharacterized. The record is from RefSeq and is a predicted model, not a curated record. Bases 1 to 1077 code for a protein of 358 amino acids. Gene Ontology annotation, cellular component: cytoplasm. Gene Ontology annotation, molecular function: glutathione disulfide oxidoreductase activity. The transcript has 10 exons. Gene Ontology annotation, biological process: cellular response to oxidative stress. Lineage: Eukaryota; Metazoa; Nematoda; Chromadorea; Rhabditida; Ancylostomatidae.